AUGAUAAUACGGCGGCUAUUCGGACGGCAAAGCCUAGCUUUGCUGAGGUCUUCCUCAUCCCGAACGACGGCGUGCGGCCGCUUAUUCGCGACGGAUUCAGACCCGACUCCUCCUCCGCCAAUUACCCAGCGGACUGCUACGAGUCAGACAGGUUCUAUUCCAACCACUGUGCUGGAUGGAAAUGCAAAAUCGUCCCUGCCGGGACAGCAGACAGAGGAGAAUGCCGCGCCCCGGGCUGGCCGUGGUGACCCGGUUGAAAACCCGCAAGAGAUAGCUGAAGCGUCGGGAUUAACAACAGCACCAGCACCAGCUACUCCCGCACAUACAUCAUCCCCUACAUCAUCGUCACGGCCAACAAAGAUAGCACAGCCAUCGCCCGAAAAAUUCCAUAAACUCGGCUCCGUCCUCAAAGACCUCUACAGACCAGAAAGUCUAAUCGCAAACCCCCCCCGCGUCGAAGACAUAACCCUCGAACUCCUCCUCGCCUCGCAAACCCACCUCGGCCACGCCACCUCCCUCUGGAACCCAGCGAACGCAGAAUACAUCUUCGGCAUCCGGCAGGGCGUGCACAUCAUCUCCCUAGACGUGACAGCCGCCUACCUGCGGCGGGCCGCCAAGGUCGUCCGCGAAGUCGCCCGGCACGGCGGGCUGAUCCUCUUCGUCGGCACGCGCAAGGGCCAGCGCCGCAUUGUCGUCAGCGCCGCCGAGCGCGCCAAGGGCUGCCACGUCUUCCAGCGCUGGGAUCCCCGGCAGCCUGACGAACAGCGAGCAGAUCCUGGGCCACUGCGAGAAGCAGGUGGUCAAUGCCUUUUGACGAGGCCGCUGCCGGGGCUACGAGCGCAGCUGGAGCAGCUGCCCCGCGCCUCAAGCCCGGAUCUGGUCUGUGGCCUGCAUACGAUCCCGACGAUUGGGAUUAUUGAUACCGAUGCUAAUCCGACGCAUGUUACGUACCCGAUCCCGGCGAAUGAUGACAGUUUGCGAUCUGUGGCGGUCAUCGCGGGGGUUUUGGGGAGGGCGGGGGAGGAUGGGCAGCGGGUUAGAUUGCAGGAGGCGGCGGAGGGGAAGGUUAUGUAUGCUGUGAAUGAGAUAUUGGAGGAUUGGAAGCCGAAGUCUGCGGAGGUUGCGGAGGCGGGGGCGGAUCAAUAA
Molecule: messenger RNA, 1146 nt
Organism: Blastomyces dermatitidis ER-3
Lineage: Eukaryota; Fungi; Ascomycota; Eurotiomycetes; Onygenales; Ajellomycetaceae
Product: 30S ribosomal protein S2
Exons: 4
Coding region: 1-1146 (381 amino acids)
Biological process (GO): translation
Cellular component (GO): ribosome; mitochondrial small ribosomal subunit
Molecular function (GO): structural constituent of ribosome
Source: RefSeq, a predicted model, not a curated record